AACGUAACAAAAUGUGGACAAAGUCAAGGGGUCUGAAUACUUUCAGAAUGCACUGUAUAUACUGUACAUUACACAUUGGCCAUGCAAAAGAAACAAAAAACACUUCAGUCUAUAGAAGAAAGUGUAACAUGGUAUGCAUGAACUCUCCCAUUACUCCCUUCUUGCCUCACACAUUCAGGCACCAGACACACACACACACACACAAACACACACACACCUUGAAUUGUUGCUCAGUCACACUUGCUUUUGGUUUAUUGCACAACUGGCUUUGAUCUUUAAAGUGCCAUGCAUUGCAUUAAUUAUGUAUCUCGCCUCCGUACAAAUGUGGUGAACACCUUCAAUACUCAAUGAGAUGAGGAGCCCUCUCCACACAGGCCUAGAGGAUGGCUUCAGGACUUCAUACAGAUACAAUGUUCCUUUCCUAUAUUGGGCAGGAGGAACUUGAAGGGGGGGAAACAGAGUGCUGCUCUGCUAUAGUAUUCUGCUGCCAAAACUGCCUCCAACAAUUCUCUGGGUGAAAUGUAAUCUCAAGUGAAAAUGUAUUUUUCACUCUUGUGAAAUGUAUAUAAAUACAUGGUUAUUCCACGUGUGCAGCAUAUGUGGUGAGGGAUAGGACGUGGUCAUUCCCAAAACAGCAGAGCUGGGGAACAAUGACGAACAAAUUACCUACUUCUCUGUGCUCUAAUGCAAUGGGAGUUAUGUAAAUCAUGCUGCUGUAUAGGUAGCUCCGGGCCUGUGCAAGUGUGCCUCAACUUUUAUGCAUCUGCAAUAAAUACAUAGAUUUUUAUAUGCCAUGCGGAUGGCUCAUGAACACUGUUGAUGCCAGUGGAUGUGGAAAGACAGUCAGAGUAGGUUGUGGGAAAAUAACACUUACUGUAACCCCAUUUCACCAUUUCUUCAAGCCCUGUCAUUCUAUGUAUUACUUCAUCUUUAGUUAUAGUUGCUCCCUUUGAGAGUCAUUAUACUUAAAAUAUGACAAAUGUACUCAUUUUCAAUAGGCCUAUUAUGGAUGUUUAUGGCCGUGCCACUGCCUUGAUUUGACUGGAUUAUAGCCUACAAUAGGUGUAUGCAAGGCAAAUGUGUGAAUCCACUUGAGGAAUGCUAGCUUCACCCCAUCUAUUAACAAGGCAAAUGUGUGAAUCCACUUGAUGAAUGCUAGCUUCAACCCAUCUAUUAACAAGGCAAAUGUGUGAAUCCACUUGAGGAAUGCUAGCUUCAACCCAUCUAUUAACAAGGCAAAUGUGUGAAUCCACUUGAUGAAUGCUAGCUUCAACCCAUCUAUUAACAAGGCAAAUGUGCGAAUCCACUUGAGGAAUGCUAGCUUCAACCCAUCUAUUAACAAGGCAAAUGUGUGAAUCCACUUGAGGAAUGCUAGCUUCAACCCAUCUAUUAACAAGGCAAAUGUGCGAAUCCACUUGAGGAAUGCUAGCUUCAACCCAUCUAUUAACAAGGCAAAUGUGUGAAUCCACUUGAGGAAUGCUAGCUUCAACCCAUCUAUUAACAAGGCAAAUGUGCGAAUCCACUUGAGGAAUGCUAGUUUCAACCCAUCUAUUAAGACACUACAGAAGGAGUAAGAAAAUUGCCACUUCAAUUACUCUCCCCUUGACUCAAUUCAAAGUUAUUUGAGAUGCCAAGUUGUGAGUAAAUACUAUCUUGGAGAGCUUGGUUUCAUACCGGCUAGCAAUUCUGUUUUUUAUGGACCGAUGCUAAACUGACAGCUAUAUGAGUUUAGGCCUGCUUAUUUAACACGUUUCACACGUUGGCUUCCAAAACUAAAAGUCCUACAAGGGACUCCUUUUACACUCCACCUUUCUCGUGUGUCGUUGCGGUUUGCUUGCGUUGGUGCGAGUCCCCCUCACGUGGGUCCCUAUUGCAGUGCGGAUCCAGUAGUUGGAGUUCUAAACCUAGCCCAAGAGAGGGAGCGCAAGGAGUGAGCUAACAGAACUAGAAACUAUAGGUGCAUUUUUACUCUAUCGAACAUCGCUUUUGAAAGACUGUCACUUUUACUGCCCUGGAGCCAUCUUUCCAGCCUUUUAGUAUAACGCCAUCGAUCCCCGCCUGAAAACUCACACACGGUCGUGUCAGCUGGCAUGAGCUAACCCACCAGACAUGGAAACCAAACCUUUCAUGUCAUUGGAAUCUACAAUCCUGCCUAUGGGAUGGUUCCUGAAGCCCCAGUGCUCGCUGGCUCCGCCCCCCCAGCGAGGACGCUCGGGGGAGGCCUGCUCCUGUUUCACCGGCAUGUGUCACCUCCACCACCCCCGGAUAUCUACAGGUAACACUCAACGCCAUCUCCACAUCCCCUCGCCAUCUUCCCCGUCAUGGCAGACUCCGCACCUGGGAAGACACCUGUAUCAAAUAAAUUCAUCAGGUCAGGUGACCUCAUCUCCACUGAGCUCUCCCACGUCCCACCGGGGCAUGCACCCAUCCCUGCUCAACCCGUCCUCCAUGGGGCCCUCAGGCUCCUUGCACUCUCCGAUCAGCACCCUGAGUUCUCCCAUGAAUGGCCUGGGCUCGCCCUUUUCUGUCAUCAACUCCCCCAUGGGCCCACACUCCAUGUCCUCACCCGGCAUGGGCUACGGUCCCAGUGUCAGCCCCCAGCUGAACUCCCAAAUGAACUCGGUCAGCAGCUCGGAGGACAUCAAGCCCCCGCUGGGUCUCAACGGGGUGAUGAAGGUGUCCGCCCAGCCCUCGCCGGGGUGCAUGCCUCUCUCCCUCACCAAACACAUCUGUGCCAUCUGCGGAGACCGCUCCUCAGGUAAACAUUAUGGAGUGUACAGCUGUGAGGGCUGUAAAGGCUUCUUCAAGAGGACAGUGAGGAAGGACCUGACCUACACCUGCCGCGACAACAAGGACUGUCUGAUCGACAAGCGCCAGCGCAACCGCUGCCAGUACUGUCGCUACCAGAAGUGUCUGGCCUGUGGAAUGAAGAGAGAAGUUUUGUUACACACAGCCGUCCAGGAGGAGCGCCAGCGGGCCAAAGAGCGCAGUGAGAACGAGGUGGAGUCCACCAGCAGCGUCAACGAGGACAUGCCCGUGGAGAAGAUCCUGGAGGCAGAGCUCGCUGUGGAACCCAAGACAGAGACCUACAUCGAGACCAACCUGGGCAUGCCAUCCAACUCGCCCAAUGACCCGGUGACUAACAUCUGCCAAGCAGCCGACAAGCAGCUCUUUACACUGGUGGAGUGGGCCAAGAGGAUCCCCCACUUCUCUGAGCUGCCCCUGGACGACCAGGUCAUCCUCCUACGAGCAGGGUGGAAUGAGCUACUCAUCGCAUCCUUCUCACACCGUUCGAUAGCGGUGAAAGAUGGGAUCCUCCUAGCAACAGGGCUACACGUCCAUCGUAACAGCGCCCACAGUGCUGGAGUGGGAGCCAUCUUUGACAGAGUGCUCACAGAACUGGUGUCCAAGAUGAGAGACAUGCAGAUGGAUAAGACAGAGCUGGGGUGCCUUCGAGCCAUCGUCCUCUUCAACCCAGAUUCUAAAGGCUUGUCAAACCCAGGCGAGGUGGAGGCUUUGCGAGAGAAGGUCUACGCCUCUCUGGAGGCCUACUGCAAACAGAAAUACCCAGAUCAGCCUGGCAGGUUUGCCAAGCUGUUGCUGCGGUUACCAGCCCUGCGUUCCAUUGGUCUGAAGUGUCUGGAGCACCUGUUCUUUUUCAAGCUCAUCGGGGACACGCCCAUCGACACCUUCCUCAUGGAGAUGCUAGAGGCGCCCCAUCAAAUGACAUAACUGCAGGCGGGGCGUCGCCCAUGUUCCCCUCGCCCCCUCCGCCUCUAACCCCUCUGGAUACGGAGGGUGGUCCUGCAAACCACUCCCCCUCGAGAGAUUAUGUGACAUCAUUGGAUCUAGAGAAGUCCCCCCUCUUUGAUGUGUUUCAAAAAAACAAGUUCAAUGUCCAUGGGUCUGUUUUAUACACUGUACAAAUAUAUAUAUAUAUAUAUAUAUAUAUAUAUAUAUAUAUAUAUAUAUAUAUAUAUAUAUAUAUAUAUAUAUAUAUAUAUAUAUAUAUAUAUAUAUAUAUAUAUAUAUAUAUAUAUAUAUAUAUAUUAUAACUCAUGAGAUUAAUUGAAAGACAACAAUGGACUGGUGAUGAAACGGACCGAGGGGAAAGGAAGUGUUUUAAGCCAUUGUUUUGUAACGUGAAACAACAACCAAGAAGAUCAGGUGUUAAAGGUAGGUCUGUUUGCAGGUGUAUUUUGAAUUGUGGCGGUUUCAUCAGCAGCGUAGGUGUUGGGAGAAUCGUGUUUUGGACUUGUUGAAGAGAGCCGGGGCUGCAUGGGCUGUCCCUGGCUCUGUUCGGGAAGCAUCUCACUUUCAUGACUAACUUAAGGGAGAUUGGUCCGUUUGCAGGGGGGAGGAACGAGGCCCGGUCUUGUCCGGUCCAAUUCGUUCAGGUGCUGUCCGGUUUAAUCCGGUCAGGUCCGGUUGGGUCUGUUUUGAGGUGUACUGUAUGUGUUUUGGGAGAGAAGGACCCAAGAGGUGGGACCAUGCAGAUGAACAGUGCUCCACUCAGGUCCCUCAACCCAAACUCAGCCGCUUCUCCACGUCUCCUUAUUCUAUUAGCACUGUGUGAACAUGAGAGGAGAGAUGCUACGCCGCUACAUCGGUCCAGUUUUCAGAGGCUCAGAUAGCUUUAGUGACUGAUUGGAGUGAAAGCCUGCAGUGUGGCCUCUUAGGACCAGAGCUGGAUGACCUUCAUGUGGCCUGAAAAAGCUUAUCUCUGGCACUACUCAUUCUGUUGUACUGUACUGACAUUAGGGGCAGUGUGUAUCUGGAUUCACCCUCACAUAAGCCCUAUACUACAUGUGCAUUGCUGUGUGCUCUGGAAGCUUGGCACAGGAAGACAAGGAAAGCAAACAGAUGAAAGUUCUCAUCGCUCUACUACAAGCAUUGUUCCUUUUUCCUGUCUGCGUUAAGGCGACAACAAAAUUAAUUUUUCCUGUCUGCGUUAAGGCGACAACAAAAUUAAUUUUUCCUGUCUGCGUUAAGGUGACAACAAAAUUAAUUUUUCCUGUAUGCGUUAAGGCGACAACAAAAUGAAUUUUUCCUGUCUGCGUUAAGGCGACAACAAAAUAAAUGUUUCCUGUCUGCGUUAAGGCGACAACAAAAUUAUUUUUUCCUGUCUGCGUUAAGGCGACAACAAAAUUAAUUUUUCCUGUCUGCGUUAAGGCGACAACAAAAUUAAUUUUUCCUGUCUGCGUUAAGGCGACAACAAAAUUAUUUUUUCCUGUCUGCGUUAAGGCGACAACAAAAGUAAGAAGAAAAGGACAAAUGGUUUGUAGGGAAAUGUCAACUGAUCUGAACUUUUUAAAGUGAUGGCACGACUUUGUCAUGUCAUGUGUCCCUCCACCUCUGAGACCAUUCGUUUCUGCUCCUUCUGUGAAUUACAACACACCACACAGCAACCAAGCAUGCUGUUCCUCACGGUGUAACCUAGCUUUAGAAUGGCCUUUGACCUGUACAGGAUAUUACAACAGUAUUGAUGGUAUUUGUAAAAAAAGAAGAAGAAAAAAAGAAAUUGGCAAAAUUUGCAAUUACCUCUGUUUUCAUUCCUCAAACUCUCAGUUCUCUACAUAACCCCCCCAUGUCAAACAGCCCCAUGUCAAACAGCCCCAUGUCAAACAGCCCCAUGUCAAACAGCCCCAUGUCAAACAGCCCCAUGUCAAACCCCCCCAUGUCAAACAGCCCCAUGUCAAACAGCCCCAUGUCAAACAGUUCAUGAGAGAAGUGCUUCAAUGCAGUCGUGUUUAUGGUGAGAUGUUCUCUUAUUUGGAUUGUGGAGCCCAUGCUCCUCCAUUGCAAACUCUGGCCCAGACCAUCCAAUCUGACUGGAGGAUGUAGGCCUGGUGAAGAAACAGAGACCCUUGACUGCUCCACUGCCCAGCCUCCCCUCACCCUCAGAGGAAUCCACACCCUGCACUUCUCUGGACAACCCAGUUUCAUUUAAGUCAAACUGAAAUGUUAAAUAUGUAACAUUAUGUAUAAAUCUGCUAUAUGCCCAUAUUGCGCAUUUUUUUCUUUCUAUGCUGCAGCUGCUGCAUAACUAUGCAUCAAGCAUUUUUCCAAAGAUUGUCCAUAGAUAGUGCGGUUUCGUUGUUAUUAUAAAGGGGUGGUUAAACCCUGUCCCGUAGGACAGCAGACUGCUUUGGAUUAACCAUCAACUCUAGCAGAGCUCCAGGACCAAGUUUAUCUGCCCCACAUGAUAGCAGAAUAGAGAGAGACAGAGAGACUUAAACAGAGGGGUUGACCAGUGAAAAUAGGGAACUUGGUGGUUGUAGGAGAGCUGUGACUUCCCCCUAGUGGAAGAGAUGCACAACUGCUACAUUACUUGAAUUUUGUACAAGUAUUUAAUCAGAAAAGGCACUUUUUCAUGACAUUAUCAAUAUUCAUUUUCCUCUUUGGUCAGACAAAACCUCAAUUGAAUACGUAGCAAUAACCACAGCAGGAUUGAUUGACAAGUCCUUAGUCCAAAUCAUGUAUUUUAGUGAGGUGGAUGAAUUUUCAUUAGGUCUUAUUUUAAACUAUUCAGGAAACAGAGAAAUUACUGCCGUGUUCAGGCCAAUUCUGUCUAAACAGUAUUUUUAUCUGGUCUAAAUGGUAAUUGUCAGUCAGGAAAAAACUACUGAAAAUGAAUUGGCUCAUUGUUCAAAUGAUUCCAACUUAAGCACUAGUAUGGGUAGUUCUCUGGAAUAUGAGGUCAAAUCAGACUGGCACCCCAACUAAAAGUUCAGAAAAAUAACCACAUUUUGAUGAUUCAUUUAUUUGCAAACGGUUAUCCAACUUUUUUAAAUGUACACCUAAUCUGCUCUCUUGCGUAUGAUGUCUCCUUUUCUGAGCUUGAUUGGGUUCAUGUGAUUUAAGACCCAGGUAUAUAUAUACUGUAUGUAAAAGCCAUACUCAGAUGUGCAAGCUCACUCCCUCCUGCAGGAAAUGGACUGAUAUGAUUACUUAGGUAGAAUAAAUAGCUUAGAAAAAUGCUUCAUAAACCAUAAAGCUCUAUUUUGUCUAUAUGUAUAUGUGUAUAUAUUUAUAAAUAUAAAUCCUUUCCGUACAUUUGUCCAGUCAAUUUUAGCAAGAGGGAGACAACUAUUUCAGCUGAAACUAUUCUGAGCCAGGACAGAUUCCAUCGUGUUAUACGCAGUAGUUUUUUGGUGUAAAAAAAAUGUAAUCUAAGUUCAACCUUGAUUCUCUAAAAGUCAACCAGCAGAAUACCAGCAGCUCAAAGCCCUAAGAGAAGGUCCCUUGCCAGCUAACAGCAGUUAUAUAUGGGACCUGAAAACAUAGCAAAAAACCUGGUUAAUACACUCAAAAUACACAAAAAGUCCUCCAAAAUGGACUGUUGCUAAGCUACACAUACAUUCAACAAUGUUAUCAGGAGAUGCUGAGCUCAUGACACAAUCACUGCUUUCUUUGUUCCAUAAACAGUAAGAAGUAAUGGGGGGAAAAAAAUAAAGAUAUAUUUUUGUAGAAACGUAAUUUCAUCCCUUGCUUAUGUACUCUGCCCCCCCUCCCUUUUCCUCAUGUGGGCUGUUCUAUACAUUGAGUUAAUGUUGAUUUGAAAUGGGGCAGAAAAAAAAUCAGACCAUGGAUGGUCAGGGUGGGGAGUGGUUGGCAAUGACACCCUGAUAACUGUCAUCUAUACUUUGUGGCUUUUUUGGCCUAUCGCUACAAGAUGGGAUUGUCCUCUUUUAGAUUGUUUAUUUUUAGGGAGAUGGAAAAUGGCAUCUGUUCUUUGUGGGUUGUUAUCGGAUGUUCUUUCAUGGAAAGAAAAAAAUAAAACAAAUCUGAAAUGAAA
Messenger RNA from Salvelinus fontinalis (brook trout), 7798 nucleotides. Its product is annotated as retinoic acid receptor RXR-alpha-A. The transcript has 12 exons. The coding region runs from base 2110 to 3732 and encodes 540 amino acids. The record is from RefSeq and is a predicted model, not a curated record. Gene Ontology annotation, molecular function: nuclear steroid receptor activity; retinoic acid-responsive element binding; nuclear receptor activity. Gene Ontology annotation, cellular component: nucleus; RNA polymerase II transcription regulator complex. Lineage: Eukaryota; Metazoa; Chordata; Actinopteri; Salmoniformes; Salmonidae. Gene Ontology annotation, biological process: cell differentiation; anatomical structure development; positive regulation of transcription by RNA polymerase II.